AUGGCAACCAGACGGUGGCGGCAGCAGCAGCAGGAGCAGCGGGCACUGGGAAGCAGCGACCAGGCGACGGAGGAAGUAGCAGCAGCUGCACUGACCACUGGGAGGCAGCAAACAGGAGUCGAAGGCAGCAGCAGUAGUGGCAGUGAGCACCGUGAGGUGGGGACCAGGAGGCAGAGGCAGCAGCAGCAGUACCAGCAGCAUGCACAACGAGGCAGUGACCAGAAUGCAGAGGCAGCAGCAGCAGUACCAGCAGCGAGAGCUGGGAUACGGUGGCCAGUCAGCGGAGGCAGUAGCAACAGCAGCACCAACCUCUGGGAAGAGGCGACCAGGAGGCAGCUGCAGCAGCAGCAGUAUAGCAGCAGUAGCAGCGAGCACCGGGAGGUGGGGACGAGGAGGUGGAGGAAGCAGCAGCAGCAGCAUCGAGCACUGGGAGGCGGCGUCCAGGUGGCGGAGGAAUUAGCAGCAGCAGCAGCAGAAGCGACCUCUGCGGGCGGCGACCAGGAGGUGGAGGCAGCAGCAGCAGCCACAACUAGCACUGGGAGGCAGCGACCAGCCAGCGGAGGCAACAGCAGCUGCAGCAGCGCACAGCGACAUGCGGCGACCAUGUGGCGGAUGCAGCAGCAGCAGCAGCAGCAGCAUCGAGCACUGGGAGGCUCGACCAGGUUGCAGAGGCAGCAGCAGCAGCCGCACCAACCACUGGGAGGUGGCGACCAGGAAGUGGGUGUAGCAGCAGCAGUAGUAGCGAGCACUGGGAGGGGUAGACCAGGAGGCAGAGACAGCAGCAAAGAGUACUGGGAGGUGGCGACCAGAUGGCGGAGGCAGCAGCACCGACAUCUGCGAGGCGGCGACCAGGACGCGAAGGCAGUAGCAGCAGCAGCAGCAGCAGCGAGCACUGGGAGGUCUCGACCAGGCGGCAGAGGCAGCUGCAGCAAAAGCACCGACAAUUGGGAUGCAGCGACCGGGAGGCCGAGGCAGCAGCAGCGAGCACUUGGAGGGAACGACCAGGAGGCAGAGGCAGGAGCAGCAGCAGCACCGACCACUGGGACGUGGCGUCCACGAGGUGGAGGUAGCAACAGCAGUAGCAGCGAGCACUGGGAGGCGGCGACUGGGUGGCGGAGGCAGCAGCAGCAGCAGUACUGA
Schistocerca serialis cubense is the source of this 1140-nucleotide messenger RNA. Its product is annotated as neurogenic protein mastermind-like. The transcript is spliced from 2 exons. The coding region runs from base 1 to 1140 and encodes 379 amino acids. NCBI's taxonomy places the organism in Eukaryota, Metazoa, Arthropoda, Insecta, Orthoptera, Acrididae. The record is from RefSeq and is a predicted model, not a curated record.